UGUUCCUGAUGGUGUUGAUUGAAUAUUGAACUUUUACGCAUUCGUGAUAAGAUUCGCGGUGAAAAGUCGUGAAAAUCUACAGAAAACUCGUGUCCCGUUGUCAACAAGGUCAAAUUAUGUAAACAGCUGGUGCAAUUACAGUGCGGUGCAGUCUAGUUAGGUACCAAUCGGGGAAUGCCUAAUUUUGUGCAAAAACUGCUGGUCCAGCGAAGUCAUCUGCUGACGGCAGCAUGUUACCGAAGCUUCCAUCAGGCUGUGUCCCACUACCGUCCGUCCGGGCCGCCGAAACUGUCCCCGUAUGAUGUCAACUGUAUCCUUAGGGCAAACGAGCACACGCAGGAUUUUGCGGGUGGUUCGGUAAAGUGCUACGACUCUAAUCAACUGGCUUCGAACUCGCCGAUCGAGGAUUCCCGCACCGAGGGAACCUGCGUGCACACUUCGGGCCUGUUGCUGGGUAUCUUCGACGGCCAUGGGGGUCCCGCUUGUUCCCAGGUCAUUAGCAAGCGGUUAAUGCGCUACGUUGCCGCUUCAUUGGUUCCUCCGGACGAUUUGAAGGUGCACAUCUUGAACGGGGCCCAGAGUCAUUCAUUUAUCAACUGCCAUAACGAUAAGCUGGAAUUUGUUAGCGAGAUCAAAGACAUCUACGAAAGGAGCUUCAAUCUAUUUGCGAACGAGUUGUUGGACACGACUUUAGCUGGAUUUCAGAUGCACCAGGUGUUGGAAAAUGCUUUCCUGCGAUUGGAUCAAGAUCUGUCGAAGGAAGCGGUGGAGCAUCCCAGCCUGAGAACGAUGUCGGUGGCGAUGAGUGGUGCCGUGGCGCUGGUGGCACACAUCGAUGGUCCUCAUCUGCAUAUCUCCUCGGUAGGAGAUUGUAGCGCGGUACUCGGAACGGUUACCGAUACAGGUCAGUGGAUCGCCAAGAAGCUCACCAAUGAACACAACAGCGACAACGUCGGCGAGGUUCGUCGGCUACUGAAUGAACACCCGGCCACAGAGCGGGACACGGUAAUCCGGGGUGAACGUCUCCUAGGACAGUUGGCUCCACUUCGUGCCAUGGGAGAUUUCCGCUACAAGUGGUCCCGAGAGCAACUGGAACAGCUGGUCGUUCCGCAAUUCGGCGAGCAGGUCAUCGCUCCGUACUAUCUCACUCCGCCCUAUCUGAGCGCUUGUCCGGAAAUUACCCAUCACAUACUUACUCCCAGGGAUAAGUUCCUGAUACUGGCCAGCGAUGGCCUGUGGGACACGAUGAGCCCGAUGCAGACCGUCCACCUGGUGGGAGAACACAUGCACGGCAAAGCCUUCCUACAGCCGCUGAAACUGCCAAAGCACGAAAUCACGCUGGGUGAGAUUAGUCAAAUGUUGAGCACCCGUAAGGCGGGACUGCAGAAGAAACCGCUGGACCGGAACGCCGCCACGCAUCUGAUACGGAACUCGCUGGGAGGGACCGAUUACGGCGUGGAGCACUCGAAACUGUCGCACAUGCUGUCACUGCCGCAGGACAUUGUCCGGUUGUUCCGGGACGACAUAACCAUCACGGUUGUGUACUUCGAUUCGGAAUACUUGCGAAACUGCCCCACCUAGCAGCGGAUGAGAGGGAGGACGACAAUAGGUCAGAUAGUUGUUGAGGAUGGUAGCAUUUAGACCAAGGUGGAAAACGACGUCGAUUCGCUGUUGCUGUUGUUAAGAGAUGCCGAGAAUUUGCGCUUUAUUGCGCUACGAAUAAAAUUAUUGUAUAGAGAUCCGUAUUUAGGCUGGUACCGUUCGUUGUGGAGCACGCUGGGUAGCAAUUUGUCAGGUACUGUUCAAGUGUUUUUCGAAUCUUUUUCUUAAGUGUUUAGAUUUUUUUUAUUUUGCAUUUUGGCGUCCGGUACUGAAU
This is a messenger RNA of Ochlerotatus camptorhynchus, 1876 nucleotides long. RefSeq names its product pyruvate dehydrogenase [acetyl-transferring]-phosphatase 1-like protein, mitochondrial (gene Pdp). Gene Ontology annotation, biological process: protein dephosphorylation. Gene Ontology annotation, molecular function: cation binding; [pyruvate dehydrogenase (acetyl-transferring)]-phosphatase activity. Lineage: Eukaryota; Metazoa; Arthropoda; Insecta; Diptera; Culicidae. Bases 175 to 1581 code for a protein of 468 amino acids. The transcript is spliced from 5 exons. Gene Ontology annotation, cellular component: mitochondrion. The record is from RefSeq and is a predicted model, not a curated record.